This is a messenger RNA of Didymodactylos carnosus, 766 nucleotides long. The record is from the annotation of a GenBank genome assembly. Lineage: Eukaryota; Metazoa; Rotifera; Eurotatoria; Philodinida; Philodinidae.
AAGGAAUAAAAAAAUGGUUUAAAUCAACAAAAGAAGAAACACAGAUAAAGUCUAAUGGUGAUGAUAGUGAAAAUAAUAAAGAGUCAACAAUAGUAGACGUUUGUCCUGAUUUUAGUGGUAUAUAUUUUAAAGCGCUGACCUGGUACAAUUUAGUUACAACAUAACUGAACUUACUCUUUUAGAAGCACCGCCGUCACUACCAGAGAUACACCAGAUUACCCAAACUCUUGAAUCUAUUGAAGAGCAGCCGGCUUUUCAUGAGGACCAGAAUGUGAUAACAAAAGUUGCAGUUGAAUUGAAAGAACUUUAUUCGUUACUCUCAGAGUGUGAACGAAAAAUUAAACAGUCAAUAUCUCCAGAAUUAUGCCAGGAGACUUUUGUGGUAGAAAGUUUAACAUUAUCAAAUGAAAUAAAGCGAAUAUCAACUAAUCUUGCUGAAUUAUGUUCAAAUCAACUUGCCUCGGUAACUGACACUAGUGGAAAUAUUGUUGAUAAACGCAAUAAAAAUGAAACAAUUAGUAGAGAUCCAGCUGAUAAUAAAAAAUAUGAUGAUGAUGAAUUGCGUUAUUUAGUAUUUAAAGGACCUGCACAACCAAAAUUAGCUUCUUUUCCACAAAAUCUUGUGUUGAAAGCUAAGCAUUAUCAAUGUUCAUUUACUAGAGCGUUAGAAGAGUUUAAAUUUGGCAAAUUUUCAAGAUGGCGGAAUCUACGUUUUUCAGGGCUUUUCGUAAAAUAUCAAUAUCUCAGCAACGAUACAACUUUUUGA